AUGGCAACAUGUAAACCACUUCUUCGGGUCUGCCCAUCGACCGUCCAACCCGCAUUCCUCCUGCCACGGACCCAACAACGCUUCGAAUCCACAACCCGGCGACACAGAAAACUACUCGCGCUCCCCGCCGCACCAUCCUACACACCAGACAGCUCGUCCCCGACGCUGAUAUUCAACCCGCCAUCCUCAGCCCCCAGCGUGCACCACACGCCGGUGAAAUUCCUACCCCAAACCGACAAGCGGCGCGCUCUCUACGCCAGCACCCACCAACAACUCGCCCGCACCGCCCUCUCGACCCGCACCUCGCCCACGACCUCGCCAGGCACCCCGCUCUCCGCCCCGAGCCACCUGCCCCCCAAGCCCUCGUCCGCCCUGCCGCCUGCAGUGCGGCAACCAUAUGACAAACAAUACCACGUCACCGAAGAGCAAGUAGCGGAAAUGCGCCAAUUGCGCGCCCAAGACCCGGAUACGUGGACGCGCGUUAAGCUGGCUCAGAGGUUUGCAUGCAGCCAGUUUUUCGUCGGCCUGGUGGCUAGGAAUCCGGACAAGGCGGAGAGGGUGGCGCUGGAGCAUCAGAGGGCGAGGGAGAAGUGGGGGGCUAGGAGGAGGGAGGCUAGAGAGGAUAGGGUGAGGCGGAAGAGUGCGUGGGCGAGGGAUGAGUAA
Bipolaris maydis ATCC 48331 is the source of this 663-nucleotide messenger RNA. RefSeq names its product mitochondrial 54S ribosomal protein mL58. Gene Ontology annotation, cellular component: mitochondrial large ribosomal subunit. The record is from RefSeq and is a predicted model, not a curated record. NCBI's taxonomy places the organism in Eukaryota, Fungi, Ascomycota, Dothideomycetes, Pleosporales, Pleosporaceae. Gene Ontology annotation, molecular function: structural constituent of ribosome.